AUGUCUUGCACCGACGACAGCAAGAUCACCGUUAGCGUGGUCGUGCAUGGGUCGGCCGGCGACCCAGACGCCUCGUCGGUGACGUCGGCGCCGGCCGAGCUGGCCUCCUGCCUCUCGCUGACGGAGCCGACGGCGCCGGCGCUCGGCUCGCACGAGUCGCUGAUGCGCCGCUUCCAGCUGGCCGACACGCUGAUCGGCAGGAUUGCCGAGCAGCCGGAGAUCCGCGAGAGCCUGGUGACGAGGCUGCUGGACGUGGAGCUGUUCGUCAUGCAGCCCAUCUACCUCAGCCACCGGUUCCAGGAAUACAGCGGCGAGAAGCUGAUGGUGAUGGACCAGCACGGCAACCCGCUGCUGUUCGCCGUGGAGACGAACCGCUCUGCUGUGCGCCGCGGCUGCUGCUGCUGCUGUGCCGCCCACCGCCGGCCUCUCCAGAUGAUGCGGGCCUACCUCAGGGACGUGAUCCGUACACAGGAGGAGCACCAGGACGCGACAGACGCCGCCCCGUCGGAGCUGUUCUACGGUGUCAUCCGGCAGCGCUGGCACCCGACCCGCGCCGAGUUCGUCUGCAGCGGCAUCCGCGGUGGCGUGGUGCUGCGCGUGCGCGGCCCGCGCCGCGGCUGCUGCGCCACAAACGCCACCAGCAGCUUCCACAUCCUCAGCAUGUACGGGCGCGCGCGCCUGGGCAGCGUCGGGGCCCGCUGGAGGCCGCUCAACGUCGACGUGUUCCGCCGCAGCGACAACUACGGCGUGCAGUUCGACCGCGGCCUGCCGUCGCGCGCCAAGAUCACGCUUCUGGGCGCCGCCAUGCUGCUGGAUUUUCUGUACUUUAACGUGUAGCCGACGGGUGGGGCUGACUGUCGGCGGGGCUGUCCACCAACAGCGUCUCACCGGGAGGCUGUCUUCGAACGGCGUUAUUGGACCGGCUGGCCGGGCCGUGGAGCCGGUGGAACGAGGGUAGCCCACUAGCCGCUAGCGUCAUGGCACAUCAGGCCGUUUGCGACGUACUCGUCUUCGUACAAUGUUUUUUAUGUCCUCGGAUUUCAGCGA
Pollicipes pollicipes is the source of this 1047-nucleotide messenger RNA. RefSeq names its product phospholipid scramblase 2-like. Gene Ontology annotation, molecular function: phospholipid scramblase activity. NCBI's taxonomy places the organism in Eukaryota, Metazoa, Arthropoda, Thecostraca, Pollicipedomorpha, Pollicipedidae. Gene Ontology annotation, cellular component: plasma membrane. The record is from RefSeq and is a predicted model, not a curated record. The transcript is spliced from 5 exons. Gene Ontology annotation, biological process: plasma membrane phospholipid scrambling. Bases 1 to 837 code for a protein of 278 amino acids.